AUGGGGUUGUCAGCUCUGCUGUUGUUGGCGUUGUGCGCUGCGAGUUCGCGGGCCCUGUACUUCCACAUCGGCGAGACAGAGAAGCGCUGCUUCAUCGAGGAGAUCCCUGACGAGACCAUGGUCAUCGGGAAUUAUCGCACCCAAAUGUGGGAUAAACAGAAGGAGGUUUUCCUGCCCUCGACGCCUGGCCUAGGGAUGCACGUGGAGGUUAAGGACCCCGACGGGAAGGUGGUGCUGUCCCGGCAGUACGGCUCCGAGGGGCGCUUCACGUUCACCUCACACACUCCUGGGGACCACCAGAUCUGCCUGCACUCCAACUCCACCAAGAUGACCCUCUUUGCUGGCGGCAGACUGCGUGUGCACCUGGACAUUCAGGUUGGGGAACAUGCCAACAACUACCCUGAGAUUGCAGCCAAGGAUAAACUGACGGAGCUGCAGCUCCGUGCCCGCCAGCUGCUUGACCAAGUGGAGCAGAUCCAGAAGGAGCAGGAUUACCAGCGGUAUCGUGAAGAACGCUUCCGUCUGACCAGCGAGAGCACCAACCAGAGGGUCCUGUGGUGGUCCAUUGCUCAGACUGUCAUCCUCAUUCUCACUGGCAUCUGGCAGAUGCGUCAUCUCAAGAGUUUCUUUGAGGCCAAGAAGCUGGUGUGA
Molecule: messenger RNA, 651 nt
Organism: Chrysochloris asiatica (Cape golden mole)
Lineage: Eukaryota; Metazoa; Chordata; Mammalia; Afrosoricida; Chrysochloridae
Gene: TMED4
Product: transmembrane emp24 protein transport domain containing 4
Exons: 5
Coding region: 1-651 (216 amino acids)
Biological process (GO): endoplasmic reticulum to Golgi vesicle-mediated transport; intracellular protein transport; positive regulation of canonical NF-kappaB signal transduction
Cellular component (GO): Golgi apparatus; endoplasmic reticulum; COPII-coated ER to Golgi transport vesicle
Source: RefSeq, a predicted model, not a curated record